CUACGUUCCCUGAGAAUUCUCGCUACCCGGCUGCGGCGGGAAGCCGGGCGCCGCAGAUCAGCUUCCCUCGGGGUGAGUAGGAGCGGCCCCCCGGAGGCGGGCGCAGAGCCCAGGCCACCAGGGUCGCAUGGAGCGCUGGGGAGCCAGUGUAGAUGCUCUGGCGCUCCCCUUUUCCUCCAGCUCCGGCAACUGCAGACACCUGGGAAGCAGAGAGGAAACCCCAGCCGGUGACCUUGUCACCCGGGGCGCGGUCACGUGGCUCGGGUAACUGGCAAUGCCCCGCCCCUUCUGCGGCGACUCUCCAGCCUGGCUCACUAGUGAGCUGAAGCGUGGACGAGCUACUUCGGUGGCGCAGUCUUGCAUGGUCGGGGGACAUGGCCAGAAGGGCUCUCAAGCUCGCGUCAUGGACCAGCAUGGCUCUUGCCGCCUCUGGCUUCUACCUCUACAGUAACAAGUAUUUGGACCCUAAUGACUUUGGCGCUGUCAGGGUGGGCAGAGCAGUUGCUACGACAGCUAUCAUCAGUUAUGACUAUCUCACCUCCCUGAGGAGUGUCCCCUAUGGCUCAGAGGAGUACUUGAAGCUUCGAUCUGAGGUACACCUCCGUUCUGCCAGGCGUCUCUGUGAGCUCUGCUGUGCCAACCGGGGCACCUUCAUCAAGGUGGGCCAGCACCUGGGGGCCCUGGACUACCUGCUGCCCCAGGAGUACACCAGCACGCUGAAGGUGCUGCACAGCCGCGCCCCACAGAGCAGCAUGCAAGAGAUCCGCCAGGUCAUCCGCGAGGACCUGGGCAAAGAGAUCCAUGAUUUGUUCGUGAGCUUUGACGACACCCCUCUGGGGACUGCCUCUCUGGCCCAGGUCCAUAAGGCGGUGCUGCGUGAUGGGCGGACGGUGGCUGUGAAGGUCCAGCACCCAAAGGUGCAGGCUCAGAGCUCGAAGGACAUUCUCCUGAUGGAGGUGCUCGUCCUGGCUGUGAAGCAGCUGUUUCCGGAGUUUGAGUUCAUGUGGCUGGUGGAUGAAGCCAAGAAGAACCUGCCUUUGGAGCUGGAUUUCCUCAAUGAAGGGAGGAAUGCGGAGAAAGUAGCCCAAAUGCUCCAGCACUUUGACUUCUUAAAGGUUCCCCAGAUCUUCUGGGAGCUGUCCACCAAGCGGGUCCUUCUGAUGGAGUUUGUGGACGGCGGGCAGGUCAAUGACAGAGACUACAUGGAAAGGAACAAGAUCGACGUCAACGAGAUCUCACGCCACCUGGGCAAGAUGUACAGUGAGAUGGUCUUUGUCCACGGCUUCGUGCACUGCGACCCCCACCCAGGAAAUGUGCUGGUGCGGAAGCGCCCGGACACGGGAAAGGCAGAGAUCGUCCUGUUGGACCAUGGGCUCUACCAGGUGCUCACAGAAGAGUUCCGCCUGGAUUACUGCCACCUCUGGCAGUCACUCAUCUGGACGGACAUGAAGAGGGUGAAGAAGUACUGCCAGCGUCUGGGAGCCGGUGAUCUCUACCCCUUGCUUGCCUGUAUGCUGACAGCCCGCUCAUGGAACUCGGUCAACAGGGGCAUCAGCCAAGCCCCCGUCACUGCCGCCGAGGACUCCGAGAUCCGCAACAACGCGGCCACCUACCUGCCCCAGAUUAGCCAGCUCCUCAGCCACGUGCCGCGCCAGAUGCUGCUCAUCUUUAAGACCAACGACCUCCUGCGCGGCAUCGAGGCUGCCCUGGGCACGCGCGCCAGCGCCAGCUCCUUCCUCAACAUGUCGCGGUGCUGCGUCAGAGCGCUGGCCGCGCACAAGAAGAAGACCUGCUCGUUCUUCAGAAGGAUCCAGAUCUCUUUCAGCGAGGCCUUCAGUUUAUGGCAGAUCAACCUCCAUGAACUCAUUCUGCGUGUGAAGGGGCUCAGGCUGGGCCGCCGGCUCUUGGCCCUGCUUUGCUGGCGGUUGCCUGCUCCGCACUGAGUGGACGUACUGUCCCCGUCCCCUCUUCAGUGUGACUCUGGGGUGAGCAAGGGGCCUUUUCAAUCGUUCUUUUGUCAUAACUCCACCCGUUGCCCUGUUUCUGCCGCAGGUGGCCUGGAGGCCCACGGUCGCUGCCAUGUACCCCAUGUCUGGAAUUCCUCCCCACACUGUAGCCCAUCUUGAGGGCCACCGGCUGAACCACGCAAUAGGUUUCUCUCCUUAUUGAGGGAGGUGGCACACCGUCCGCUUUCCUAUCCUGGCGUGUGCCAUUGGGUUGGAUGUGCCCCACUUCCAUUAGCCCUUCCUUUGUCAGGAUGGACCAUGAAUCCCACUGAGGGCACAUUUAACUUGUAGAAGUUUGACUUUGUUGGAGGGGAGCGGGAUCUCUGAGCUGCUGGAGAACAGGGUCCCUCUCCCUGCCUUGUCACUCCCCAGGGAUGUUGCACCCCACAUUUGGCAGGUCCUAGCUCUCAUUGAGCACCCUUGCUCACAGACAGUCAUUGUAUUUGAGUCUCUCUGAUCUUACUUCACCCCAUUCUUGGGGAAGAAAACCCCUAAAUUUGAGUCUCAUUUUCUCUUCAUUCUCUGUAUUCAUAAUAUAGCAAGCAGAUUUUUCUACUGACCAGAGCUAAUUCACAGUCUCUUUAUUUCCUGAAAGAAUUAAUUGUUCUUAGUGAGCAGUUGGCUUGCACCUAGGGAUCUGAGAGAAUAAUCUGCAAGAUCUGUUAUGAAUUGUGAGGAUGCAUGCUGCAUAUAUUUUAUGGUGCCUUUUUGAGCCACUGAAGUAAAUAUAAAUGCCCUUUUUGUUCAAGGUAGUGCUUUUCGCUUUUGGUUUAAUGGUUGGCUUCCUGCUGGCCUGGGAUGUAAAACAUCAGCCUGUUGCCAGUGUGCCCAGCACCCAGAAUGUUAAUCCAUGGUUAAUCUGAGAGAGUUUGGGGUACAGGGCAGUUUGAAAAUAGAAGAGGACUAGGCAGAUGAUUGUUGUAUGCCUUCCACAUGUGAGAGAACAUGCUAGGAUCUUGGUAAAUAAGUUACAUCAUUGAAUUGUCCCAUCAGCUCUAUUAGAGAAAGGGUCAUUAGCCUCCUCUUACAGAGAUGGGAACUGAGGCUCAGGGAGGUUUAGUAAUUUGCCUGAAGUCACACAGCUGCUGAGCGAUGGUCCAUGCUUUGUUUUUUAUUCCAUAGUACAGUAGAUAUGGAUCAUACUUGUUCCUUGGGCUGUUAGAUGUGCCUGAAUUGGGUCUCAAACACCCUGAUUUUAGAGGAUAUUGGAUUUUCAGUGGAGGUGGGGAAAUGAAUGGGUAAAGGAGACAAAACGUCCUGGAAAAUGCUGACUGAAUUCAGCAUGUCUCCCAGGGCCCAAGAGAGGUUGGACCUGGACUAGUACUACCUGCAAUGUGAUUCUGACACUGACCACCCAGAGUUAGUGCAGAUACCACAGGCUUAAGGGCGCAGUUCCCCAUGAGACUGCCCUCGCUUCAGACACAAGCUGCAGGUUUGAAAGGCUCCAGACCACCUGCAGUUCCGACCAACUGACUACAAAUUUGGCGGCUCUCCCAACCCCCUCAGAUUCAAUAAUUUGCUAUAAGGACUCACAGAACUCCGGAAAUAUACUUGUGAUUACAGUUUUUUAAAUAAAGUUUGGAAAUCAGGAGCAGCCAAACGAAGAGAUGCAUAAAGCGAGGUCUAGGAAGGUUCUGAAUGCAGAGCUUCCGUGUCCUCUCCCAUGGAAUCAGGACAUGUCACCCCUGGCAUAUCAGUGAGUUCACUGAGCUUCAGUGUUCAGAGUUUUUGUCAGGGUUUCAUUACAUAGGCAGAAUUGACUGAACCUUUGACCAGGUGAUUAAACUCAAUCCCCAGCCCCCAGCCCCUCCCAGACAAAUGGGGCUGAUAUUGCCUCCAUCCUGAGUCAUCUAGUCCAAACUCAGGUGUGAUCCAGGGGGCGCACCCUGAGUAUCAGAGAUACUCCUGUCACUGAGAAAUUCCAAGGAGUUAGAGGUUCUCUCCCAGAACAAGGGACAAAGACCAGACAAACUCUUUAUCCUGUAACAGUCACUCUGGAGUCUUCUCAUCCUAAGCACUUAGCCUGAGGUGCAUCUUUUUGGACCCACUGCUGGCCUGUACCUUCUGCUCGACUAGGUGGAGCCAUCUCUGGAGCCCAGAGCCAUAAGAGGAGAUCUCUCCUGGUGUCUAUUCUGAGGUUCAGAGAGAGCUCACAUGAGUUUCUAUGUGGGACCUUUGCCCUGCUCCCUUCUCUGUCCUGUGAAACUUGCCCUGAAUUGGUUUGGGUUUGGUACUUCACAAUAAAAUCCUGUGAUUUUUUUCUGUCCCAUCAGUGACAAUGUACCAGGAAGGCACCACCAGCUUACCUUGAAGAGUGUUUUCUCUUUUAACAUGUGGACACUUAAUCAGUUUAGGUAUUGGCUUCUUUGAUUUGGGCACCUCUCAGUUGGAGGAGAGAGGAAUUCCAACUCUAUGGCCCAUUUGGUGGAGAGCCUCUCAGAUACGUGCCCGGCUCAUAAUAAGUGCAGAUGUCCUGGCUUGUAGUAAGUGCUCAAUAAACGUAAAUAUUUGGAAUUUCAGAAUAUUUUAUUUUCGAGGACGUUGAAAUCUGUGUAUUAAAAAAGCUACCGAUGCCACUCCUCCUCCAUGAGGAAUGCUGCCUUGUUUGAUUGUCAGGUUAAUUUCCUCAGAGCUCCAAGCCCACUCCCAGGAUCUGAGAUGGCCACUUUCAGCAUGACAGCCUGCCCAGGGCCCUCCUGCCACAAUUGCAGGGCUCUGAGAAUGCAAGCAUCUAAUGACAUUUCAGAAAAUGGAAGUGGUUCCAAGAGGCAGCCAAGCAAAUCCCCAGGGCCAUGACUGGUUGAGGGGUGUAGAAUGACUCUUAGUGUUAGCAAAUGUGAGAAGAGUUCAGUGGAGCCACGAGUGACCCUUGGGACAUAAGUGGUCUCAAGGUGUAGCCAUGAGGAGCUAGGGUCUAAGUUGGGAACUUCAUAAAUGGGAGGAACAAAGCCACAGAGAGAGGUGUGUUCCUUGCAGCCUGGCCUGUUGGAGUGGUCAUGUUUGUGGGGCUGGACUAGGGGGGCUUAUAUUUAACAAGAGACCUUGAAUGCCAGGCUACCUGGUGCCACUGCUACAGGUAACUGGCCAAAGGGGAACUGUGGGAGGCUCCGUCCCCUAGGCUUUAAGUUGGGAACCAUUUUGGUAAGAGCCCAUUCGUUCAAAAAGGCUCUGCUCUCACCUCUCCUCUCUUCCCACUCUUUCCUUCCUUUCUGUGAAGUACAGGCUGCUAUGAAGCUGUGCAGACUGGCUGGGCUUUCUCUCCUUUUCUAAAGGAAUGACGAGGUCAGCCCUUAGAGUAAAUAUUAAACCUUGGGCUGUAGCUGUGAUGUUCGUUUUCCUGUGGCGAACGCCUCCUGGCCUAGUUUUGCUGGACGCCGCCUCAAACCCCGCCGGCAGCCGGCUUCCUUCCUAGCCAGGUCACCGUGCCCCUGGACAGCACUGCCCAGGGCAGAAAAUGCUCUUUCUGCCUUGGGCUUAAUCGUUACAUAAUUCCUCGGAUGUCUCUCCCUAUUUUUAUUUUUCCUGGGUGUGAGAGGAAGGCCAGGCUGGGGAAGUGGUGAAGUGGUGGGUAUUAAGCCGCCGACUGCUGCCAUUUCAGCUCCUAUUUUCUCAUCACUCCUCGCACUUUUUAUUCUAGAGCAGUGCAUCUCAAACUUUCACAUAUAAGCCAGUCAGCGGGGCUCUUGUGAAAACACCGAUUCUGACUCAGUGAAUCUGGGUGAGGCUGAGAGUCUGCAUCUCUAACAUGCUCCCAGGGGAUGCCGCUGCUGUUGCCGGUCCACGGACCACUCUUGGAGUUUCAAGGACCCAGGUCAGUGGCUCUGGAGGUUGGUACCCUGGACCGGCAGCGUCAGCAUAACCUGGGAGCUUGUCAGAGAUGCAAAUUUGCAGAUCCCAUCCCAGACCUGCUGAAUCAGAAACUCUAGGGUGGGGCCCAGCAAUCUGAUUUAAUAAGCCCUCCAGGGGAUUUUGUCUUCCGGUCCGUGGUUCUUAACGUUCUACCUGCACACCAAGAUCACCAGGAGACCUUCAAAUGCCCAAGAUUCUGAUUUACAGUAGGCUCCCCCCACCACCCCCUUAUUCAUGAUUUCGCUUUCUGAGAUUUUAUUUACCCACGGUCAAUCGUGGUCUGAAAUUAUUAAAUGAAAAAUUUCAGAAAUAAACAAUUCGUAAGUUU
Rhinolophus ferrumequinum (greater horseshoe bat) is the source of this 6183-nucleotide messenger RNA. RefSeq names its product aarF domain containing kinase 1 (gene ADCK1). The coding region runs from base 375 to 1943 and encodes 522 amino acids. NCBI's taxonomy places the organism in Eukaryota, Metazoa, Chordata, Mammalia, Chiroptera, Rhinolophidae. The record is from RefSeq and is a predicted model, not a curated record. Gene Ontology annotation, cellular component: mitochondrial inner membrane. Gene Ontology annotation, molecular function: ATP binding; protein kinase activity. Gene Ontology annotation, biological process: lipid homeostasis; mitochondrion organization; protein phosphorylation. The transcript is spliced from 11 exons.